CCGUCGGAGGAGUCGGAGGGUGCCGUGGGCAACUUCUACUUCUACUGGUCCUUCGGCUACCUGCUGCUCAAGACGUGCGCCGUCUCGCUGUGCGCCGCCGACGUCUUCGAGUCGUCGCGGGGCCCGCGGCAGCUGCUGUACGACGUCCCGCCAGAGAGCUACGGCGUCGAGGUACAACGAUUUCUCACGCAAGUGGUAACAGAUGACAUCGUACUUACAGGACUCAAUUUCUUUGCAGUGACGCGCACGCUCUUGCUUACGGUAGCCGGAACUAUCGUCACCUACGAAAUCGUGCUGGUACAGUUCAACAACCUGAACGAGAGCUCCGAUCGCAACUCUUCGUCGACUUCUCCCGAUCUCUGCAACGCCUCCAUCAUCGGCCCCUGACCCUGCGCAGGGAAACGUCGAGCAUUUCCCUUGAAACAGG
Molecule: messenger RNA, 427 nt
Organism: Gryllus bimaculatus (two-spotted cricket)
Lineage: Eukaryota; Metazoa; Arthropoda; Insecta; Orthoptera; Gryllidae
Source: the annotation of a GenBank genome assembly